UUUACAGGUAACUGGGUAGAAAAUGGCUUUUUACACCCAGUGAGUUUCACUUUCCAAAUGUUUAAAUGUGAAAAGUAAAAUUUCCGAAGAGAUCAGUACCCCUAGUGUAAAUUUAGUCGAUAGCGAAACGUGACGUACGCGUUUGCGUUAAGUCUCAUUUUGUAUGGGUUUUUGAACAGCGCGCCAAGCGGGACGUUUUGGAAAGUCAAAAAUCUCAUACAAAAUGACACUUAAUGCAAACGCGUACGUCACGUUUCGCUGUCGAAAAUAUUUACACUAGGGGUACUGAUGAAUACUUAUAACGAAGGGUGGUGUUAACUCCGCCGACAUUUUUGACUUGUUUCCGCGCGAACGCACGUAUCUUUUGCGUCUCCGUGACUUUCGCACUUUAGGGCAAAAACUUCGACCAUCAGUUCGUACCAAGUAAUAAGAAUAGUGCGUUCAUACAGUCAAUAGAUUUAAUUUGUGACCCAUAUCGGACCUUGUCUCAGUAACAAAUUACGCCAUUGAGGGCCAAAGAGUUCACUAAGUCGUUAAUAUGCUUUUUGAGAAAAAUGAAAAGUGAUUAAGUUUUUGAAAAUAUUAUUUAAAGCGAAUAAAGUGAAGUGAAAUGUUACGAUUAGUUGUGUUUGGGUUAGUAUUGCGGCAUUCUACAGCGGUGAUAUAUAAAUUGACUCCCCAGGAGUAUGACGUGCUGCCGAAAUUGACGAAUAUCGACGAGUAUGCACCAUGCAUGCGCGUGCCUGGCGAUGCCUACUGCUUUGUCAGCGCUGAACUCCACGGGAACCUGUCAGACCCCUUGUAUCAUAUGUUGGUGGAAUAUUCAGCGAAUACCAUAACUCAUUUCGAUCACACUCACAUACACCGUGGUAUUUGUCCAAAAAAGACCUGUGUACACCACAUGCAUACGUCAACAAACCUGACCAAAGUGGUUGAAACCUGCCUCAACGAAACUCUGACCAGAGAUUAUAGCUUGACCGCCAAAAUAUUCGAAGCUCAUUGCGAGGAGUACUCAAAAGAGUUGAAAUUGGAUAGUGGGGACUAUGCGUUCGUGGUGGUGAUUUUCGGUGUCCUGGUUCUCAAUUCACUGGGGAGCUUUUACGACUUUUUCUGUGAACAUGGGAAAAAUACGUUUGUUGGCAGAUAUGUUCUAUGCUUCUCUGUGAGACGAAACUGGCAGCGACUGGCCGCGCCCGGGAGCUCCAGUCCUAUGCAGCGACGGAUCAAGUCCAUCCACAGCUUCAGAACGAUCACUGCCCUCCUGGUGAUCAUUGGUCAUUCACCUAUUCCUAGUCUUCUAGUAGGCAAAGACCCACAAUUUAUGGAAGAGACUUACCAUAACAUAUCAUUCCAUUUAUUUUUCAACGGAACCCUGAUUGUCCAGACCUUCUUUAUGAUUUCUGGUUUUCUGAUGGCCUACAACAUGCUGUUGUCGGAGCAGAAACGUCCACCGAGUUGGUUGAACCUACCUAAAGGUGUACUUUUGAGGUGGUUGAGAUUGACUCCACCCUACGCCCUAGUGAUGUUAUUUGUUAUGACCUGGAUGAGGCAUUUGAGUUCGGGUCCUUUUUAUUUGAAAAGUGUGACGUCCGAAGCGGUGGCCUGCCACCGUGACUGGUGGCAGCAUUUGCUGUACAUACAUAACUAUAUCGACCACUCGCAAUGCAUGGCUCAUGCCUGGUAUCUGGGAGCCGAGUUCCAGCUCAGCAUAGUUGGUCUCCUGGUAUUCUGUGUGCUGCACAGCAACAGAAUUCGAAAGAUGGUCAUCGGAGCAGUGAUGGUGGUGGGCCUCAUCACCCCCGCUGUCCACACCUACGUACAGGACUUGCAUGCUGUUCUGAUCGUCUCUCCAGAAGUGGCGCUAAACUUUUUCGUAGAAGACCCGACGUUUAACAACUUGUACAAACGUGGUCACACCAACCUCGUCUGCUACGGGCUUGGACUGGCGAUGGCUUACGCUGUCUACAAUUUGACGGAUAGUGACUUAGGGGCGAAGAAAUUCAAGGCAUACCUGCCGCUAUACUGGUCGCUGUUCCCCAUCAUGCUGGUCAUCGUGCUGACAGGCUACGUGUUCUACAUCGACGGCAUCAUCAUACCGAUCUGCGUUCGCGUCGUCUACUCCAGUGCGAUCAAGUUCAUAUUUGGCUUUGUGACCGCGGUCUUCAUAUAUCUGACGAUUGUGAAAACCGACAGAGCGUUCCGCGGGUUCUUAAACUGGGGCGGAUGGGCCCGCAUCUCCCGACUCACGUACUUCGCGUAUUUAGUGCACAUCCCUAUUCUGCGAUUCGGCAUCGGCAACGUUGAUGAAUUGGUCCCUAUUGGCGUGUUCUGGCUUCUCACAAACUUGUUGUCGUGCAUUUGCAUGGCGUACAGCCUGGCAGUUCCUCUCUUCAUUACGGUGGAGAGUCCACUGGCUGAGCUGGUCAAGGUCGCCUUGGUGCCGCAAGCCAAGCCUGCAGCCAAGGCCAGCAAGAAGAUGAUUGUAGUUAAGCUUUAGUUG
Molecule: messenger RNA, 2500 nt
Organism: Cydia pomonella (codling moth)
Lineage: Eukaryota; Metazoa; Arthropoda; Insecta; Lepidoptera; Tortricidae
Product: nose resistant to fluoxetine protein 6-like
Exons: 14
Coding region: 611-2497 (628 amino acids)
Molecular function (GO): acyltransferase activity, transferring groups other than amino-acyl groups
Source: RefSeq, a predicted model, not a curated record